CUGAGUUCUCUGGGAAGCACAUGAGAUUUCAUUUGACUGGUUUAUACCUAUAAUAAGUUCCCCAAACCUGAGAUCUUCCAGCUCUGACCCUGCAAGUCUCUCGACACACCGCUACUGGCAUCACAGUUUAUUGAAAAAGGGAUUCAAAAAAGUUUCAGAGGACCAGAGAAAGAAUGCUCCGAGGCCGAUCUCUAUCUGUGACAUCCCUGAGCGGGCUUCCUCGGUGGGAAGUGGAAGAACUUCCUGUGGAGGAUUUACUGCUGUUUGAAGUCGCUUGGGAAGUAACCAAUAAAGUUGGUGGCAUCUAUACUGUGAUUCAGACGAAGGCCAAAACCACAGCAGAUGAAUGGGGAGACAAUUAUUUUCUGAUUGGCCCCUAUUUUGAGCAUAAUAUGAAGACUCAGGUGGAACGGUGUGAACCUAUAAAUGAUCCUAUCAGAAGAGCAGUGGAUACAAUGAAUAAACAUGGCUGCCAGGUGUACUUUGGAAGGUGGCUGAUAGAAGGGAGUCCUUACGUGGUGCUAUUUGACAUAGGCUCUUCGGCUUGGAACCUGGACAGGUGGAAGGGAGAUCUCUGGGAAGCAUGCAGUGUCGGCAUCCCUUAUCAUGACCGAGAAGCCAACGAUAUGCUAAUAUUCGGAUCUUUAACCGCCUGGUUCUUAAAAGAGGUGACGGAUCAUGCAGAUGGGAAACAUGUCAUUGCCCAAUUCCACGAAUGGCAGGCAGGAACUGGACUGAUCCUUUCUCGAGCUCGGAAGCUUCCUAUCGCUACAAUAUUUACCACUCAUGCCACACUGCUUGGCAGGUAUCUCUGUGCAGCAAACAUUGAUUUCUACAACCAUCUCGAUAAGUUUGACAUAGACAAAGAGGCUGGGGAAAGGCAGAUUUACCACCGGUAUUGCAUGGAGCGAGCCUCUGUCCAUUGUGCUCAUGUGUUCACCACAGUAUCUGAAAUAACAGCAAUAGAGGCAGAACAUAUGCUGAAGAGAAAGCCUGAUGUAGUUACUCCAAAUGGCUUGAGUGUUAAGAAAUUUUCAGCAGUACAUGAGUUUCAAAAUCUACAUGCCACGUACAAGGCCAGGAUCCAAGAUUUUGUUCGAGGUCAUUUCUAUGGUCAUCUGGACUUUGACCUUGAAAAGACUUUGUUCCUUUUCAUUGCUGGGAGAUACGAGUUUUCAAACAAAGGAGCUGACAUCUUCCUAGAAGCCUUAUCCAGGUUAAAUUUCCUGCUGAGGAUGCAUAAAAGUGACGUCACAGUGGUGGUGUUUUUCAUUAUGCCUGCCAAGACAAACAAUUUCAAUGUGGAAACCCUGAAAGGCCAGGCAGUGCGGAAACAACUAUGGGACAUUGCACAUUCCGUGAAGGAAAAAUUUGGAAAGAAACUCUAUGAUGCAUUAUUAAGAGGAGAAAUUCCUGACAUGAACAAUAUUUUGGAUCGAGAUGAUGUAACAGUUAUGAAAAGAGCCAUCUUUUCAACUCAGCGACAGUCUUUGCCUCCAGUGACCACUCACAACAUGAUUGAUGACUCCACUGAUCCCAUCCUCAGCACCAUUAGACGGAUCGGACUUUUCAACAACCGCACAGACAGAGUCAAGGUGAUUUUGCACCCAGAGUUCCUAUCCUCCACCAGCCCCUUAUUACCCAUGGAUUAUGAAGAGUUUGUUCGAGGUUGUCAUCUAGGAGUUUUUCCUUCAUACUAUGAACCAUGGGGUUAUACUCCAGCUGAAUGUACGGUGAUGGGUAUCCCCAGUGUGACAACAAACCUGUCCGGCUUUGGCUGUUUCAUGCAGGAGCACGUGGCUGAUCCUACUGCCUACGGCAUUUACAUUGUUGACAGGCGGUUCCAGUCUCCAGAUGAUUCCUGCAAUCAGCUGACUCAGUUUCUCUAUGGAUUUUGCAAACAGUCCCGCCGCCAGAGAAUUAUUCAGAGAAACCGAACUGAGAGGCUCUCCGAUCUUCUGGAUUGGAGAUACUUGGGCAGAUAUUAUCAACAUGCCAGGUACCUGACAUUAAGCAGAGCUUUUCCAGAUAAAUUCCAUAUGGAACCUACAUCACCACCAACGACAGAAGGAUUUAAAUAUCCCAGGCCUUCCUCAGUUCCACCUUCCCCUUCAGGGUCUCAGGUCUCUAGUCCUCAGAGCAGUGAUGUGGAAGAUGAAGAGGAGGAGCGCUACAAUGAGGAAGAGGAGGCUGAAAGGGAUCGGUUAAAUAUCAAGUCGCCAUGGUCUCUGGGCCGUGUUCCUCGUGGGAAGAAAAAGCUGCAUGGUGAAUACAAGAACUGAAUUCCACGCUUGUAGAACAGAACUAAUGUAGUAAGAACAUAGUAAGAAUGAUUACUUAAAGACAUGAAAAUGCUACAGAUUUCUUUUUCUUCUUCCAUUACAACAGGAUUUAUUCUCUGCCUCCAAAGGGGAGAAAAUUAAGUGAAUGGCAAUUUUGUAAUUUCUAAUAAAGUCCAAGUUAUUUUCCCCUACUCCUUUUUCCCCAGUAAAUUUAGGCACGAGGAAGAGUGUUCAUUAAAGGAGGAAGACUAGAUGUGGGGUGUUGUUGUUGUUGUUGUUUUAAGUAGGCUACAAAUGUGGGACUUGAAUUCACAACCUUGAUAUCAGGACCUGAGCUGAGAUCAAGAGCCAGAUGCUUAACCGACUGAGUCACCCAGAUGCUCUUAGAAAUGUUUUUAAAAUGGUUAAUGUCAGCAAUAAGAAUUUUCAUUUGCUAGUGUUUAUUUUUAAGUGAUCAUCACCAUAAUCCUUUGCUUAGUAGUAUUUAUACAGCUUCCAUAACUACCAAACAAGCCUCCCAGUUUCCCCACAAAGGAUCCUGAUCUCAGCCCUGAAUGUCCACUGCAAACAUAUUUUAAUUAACUCAGUCUUUAGUGAUUAUUUCCAUGUUUCACAUGAGUCAGAACCAUGAAUUUCUAUCUAGCUUUGUAGAUAAUCAAAAUCCAUAAGAAAACAAGCUACCUUAAAUCCAGAUCCUGAUACCUAUUCGUGCAUAUUUACAAGGUCAUGUCUCAACUUAAUGAUGGGAAGAUGUUACCAUCUGUACUAUGCCAUCUGACUGAACCAAUUUUUCUGUUCUUUAAAAGGAAAGGUUUUUCAAAAACUUGGUCAAUCAAUCAGUCUUCUAUAAAUGAUGAAUUGUUAAAUCCAAAUGAAUUAAUAUGUCAAUAUCAACAUAUCAAUUAAGCCUUCAUUGAUGUCUUGUAAAUAAGACAUUUAAUAAGAUAACUUGUAGAAAGCACCUACUAUGAAAUAGUGCCUUGUAAAGGAUAACAUUUAAAACUGUCUUUUAAAAAAUUAGCAAAAAGAAAAUAUAGAGUCUACUUAAUUAUAAUAAGAACAAUGUUUCUAAACACAUCCAUGAUGUGCUUAGGGACAUUGUUGAGUGAUUGUAAACAUAUCUUUGUUUUAAAUGUAAUUAAACCUAAGAGCUCCUGGGUGGCUGUCCAUUGAGUGUCCAACUCAUGGUUUUGGCUCAUGUCAUGAUCUCACGGUUUGUGGGAUCGAGGCCUAUGUUGGGCUCUGCGCUGAGCACAGAGCUUGUUUACCAUUCUCUUUCUCUAUCUUUGCCCUUCUCCCACUCUGUCUCUCUCAAUAUAAAUUUAAAAACUUUAAAAAAAUUAUGAAAUGUAAUUACUUCUAAAUAGGCAAAAAAAAAAAAAAGAAACCACCUUCAUUCUUGGAUUGUUUUUUCCCCCACAACUUGAGUAUUGUUACAUUUAGAUCACAGUGAAAACCUUGGUUGGCAUAUCAGUUGACCUAUAUAUGCAGAGCUUUUAAAAAAGUUUUAGUCUGUUCAGUGUGGGAUUGUCGAUGGCAACAAGGGAAGAGUAACAACCACCAUGGGUCUGGGUUGAAUGGCUCAGGACUAGGGGAAAUCUGUAAUCUAGCUCUCCACUGCUUGCCCCAUUGAUGAGAACAAAGGCAAGAAAAAUGCAGUUUAUGUUGAAUCUCCUUACAGCCUGCAGCCCACUGAUAGAUGCAGGACAUGACAUGCCUCAAGGGGUUCACGGCUGCCUUAAUGCCUUAAUGUUUAUAUUUCAUUAAAGACUAAAAGCAACCUUAUCUUGACAAUAGCUAAAUCUUCAAGGUCCUGCAAGACCCUGCUUUCAGCAUACAAAAAUUUCUUGGAAACUUAUGUUACCUCUACCCCAACCCCCUCCACAAACUUAAAAUAUAUAAUCAGUCAUCCCUCAUAUUUGUAGAUACAGCUCUUUCUGCCCAUGGGUCCUGUCCCCAUGCUAUAAUAAAAUCACCUUUUUGCACCAAAACUAUCUCAGAAAUUCUUUCUUAGCUGUUCGCUCUCAAACUGAAACUUCAAAUCGCAUCACCAUUGUUAAGAAAAAGUAGAUGAAUGGUGGAUAUAUGCCAUAAAUCAGGUCACAAUGGAAGAUGAUUGCAAACUCACCUCAUUUAGGGCCCAGGAGAAAGGGAAAUAAAUUACCUAAAGCCUAAUCCUUGAAAUAUGCCCUGUGCAUGCCAAAUUAACCCAACAUCUGCAGAGCAGUUUGGGAAGGUCUGCACAGGGAGUCAGAAAAUAGGAGAUGGAUUUGUAUUAUAAUGUAGAUAUUCACUUGCUGAAGUGCCAGAAAGAUCUCAUGAUAAAAAGGGGUUUCAGUGUUACAAUAACAAUGAAAAUAUAUUCCUAGUAAGGGGGCACAAUACGUCUAUUCAAAUGAUACCUUGGUUGGCAACUGGUUAGUCUAUUGUUAUUGAAAGCAUGAGAUUUCCUCCGUAAAAUAGCUUCUUAAUAAAACAUUUUAAAAUUCAAGUGCUUUUUUUUUUCUGAAUGAAAGAAUAGUUCUCUGAUUAGAAAGGAGUACAAAUGAUAGGGCACGUGGAAAUGAACUGACUUGCAAACACCUGUUUUUUUUUAAUGUUUAUUUAUUUGAGUGAGAAGGUGUGCACACACAUGCAUAUGCACACACAUACACACACACACACACACACACACACAAGUGGAGGAGGGGAAGAGAGAGGGAGACAGAGAGAGAGAGAGAGAGAGAGAGAGAGAGUCCCAAGCAGGCUCUGUACUGUCAGCACAGAGCCUGACACGGGGCUGGAUCCAUGACCCUGGGAUCAUGACUGAACUGAAAUCAAGAAUCAGACACUUAACUGAUGGAGCCACCCAGUGCCCCAGCCAGUGCAAAGCCAGGCAUGUUUCUACCCUGGACUCGGUCCUCUAUUCAGACAGCUGCUGCCACUGGACUCCAUCCCCUUGCUCCAGUCAUUUACUGUCCUUUCCCCAAGACUGACAAAGCCAGGUGAAGAGCAACAAAUAGGGCUGUUAGUAGGUGACUCUGUUUCUAGCAUAGUGCCUUAUACACAGUUGUUGCACAAAUGAAUGGUCUUAUUGGGAGAAACACAAGUGCAAGAAAAUGGAUGUUUUUCAAGAAUGUAUGUCUUCAUAAAUUGGAGUACAGGAACCAUAGAAAAUAGUGUGUGCCUGACCAGCCAUCAAGACAUGUUUCAUGCAUUGCACCACCCUUCCUUCCACGUCAAGAGUUAGGGUGCACAGAGCUGGUUUUAUAUAUACUGAUGAGACUAGAACAUGUGACAAGUGCUCUGCUAAUAGUUUCCCACAAGGAGGACUCAGGAGAGGGACUGGUCAAGGUGCUUGGAGAGGUCCAAAGGGUGAAGAUAUACUUCUAUGAAGACAUGUGAGGGAUACAAAGAAGAGGUCAUAUUAGAAAUAAACUCUUACUAAUGGAAUUUAUAGUCCAGUAAGAGGAAACCAACAGGUGACAUCCCCACUUCCCUUUCUCCUGGCGCUGAAGCAAAAUAAUGUAACUUAUUUUGAUUACCAAUCAAGGUUGAUAGGAUACAGAUGUUUAUUUCUCAUAACCAGAUAAAGGGGAAAUGCUAGUUGGAGGCUGGUUUUAACAUGCCAGGGCCUCUGCCGUCCCUCUCCUCAUGGGAUCAUUAUGGUGCUGUUGGGGGAGAGGAGGCACCCACUGGGGAAACCCAGGGGAAAAAAGAGUAAUUGAGAGCCCAUGCUGGGGGCCAGAUGGCAAAAGAUGAGAAAGGAUACAGAAGCAAACAGGGAAGAGCAGUGGACACUGUCCUGUCCAGUGGGAGCUGUCCACCUGAAGGAAGUGGUAUUCUAGGACAUGGAUGUGACUUGCAGGCAGGUAUUUCCCAAUUUUAAAAUAUAAGCCAUACAAUGUGAACAUUUUUUGUUCAUUUCAGUUUUGAAAAAGAUAGAAAUAAAGAGAACUGAAAAAUAUCCCAAGACAGACAGAAUGUUAUAGCAGCUGGGCAGAGGGGCCUGUAUGCAACUACUAUGUUAAUCAGCACAUCUGUAUGGCAGAACAACAUUCAAGGAAUUCAGGCGCCUAUAAUAUACUUGGUAUUCUAUACAAUAUUAAUAGUAUUAUAAUAUAACACUGUAUUAUUUUAAUAGCUGUUGGUCAUUUCGAAGGUUUUUUUUAAUGUUUAUUUUUGAGAGAGAGAGAGAGAGAGAGAGAGACAGAGCACGAGUGGGGGAGGGGAAGAGAGAGAGGGAGACAGAAUCCGAAGCAGGAUCCAGGCUCUGAGCUGUCAGCACAGAGUCUGACGUGGGGCUCAAACUCACAGACCACGAUAUCAUGACCUGAGCCAAAGUCAGAUACUUAACCAACUGAGCCACCCACAUACCUCCUGAAAGCUUUUAAAAACUCUGUUUUAGUGUGAAAUACUUGAGGUUGUUCUGCUUAGUUGUGGGAAGAAUUAUUUCACAUGAUAGGGUUUUAAAAUAUUCUUGGAAUAAGCAUGAUGUUUAAAUAGCCAAUAUGUAUCAGUCUAUGUCAGAUGAGUAAAAUCUCAAUAUACUGGAUACAAGCACUAUCUAGAAAAUCCACUUUAAAGUCAAUUCAUAAUAAAUGACAGGUGUCUAUAUAAUACCACAUAGUUUUUUUAAUGCUAGCAUAUUAGUUUUUGCAAGAGAUCUGUGUUACAUUAACUUGAAUAUAGUUUCAUUAUUCAAUUAUGAAACAAGAUACAGCCAAAUCUUAUAAGCAAGGUUUUGACUUCAUAACACAGUGAAACUGUAAUCUCAAGGUACAGAUACAUUCACAUAAAGGUAUUCUUUAGCUACUGAAUAAUGGCUAUAUAUUGAUGACAAUAAGAAUUCACAAUGUUUUCCACUUAUGACAUUUAUCAAUAAUAGCUCUCAAUUAAUUAGGUCAAAAAAUUAACAUGGUGAUCACAUUCCAAUUCCAAAAAAAUAGGUUAUUAUGCUUGCUGUGGAUAUGUGUGUGUGUGUUACUGCAUGUGUGUGUUUUUUUCAGACAGUUUUGAACCUAAGUUCAAAGUUUUGAGAAGGACCAGAUUGGGCAUAUCACUCUGUACUGAUGUUAUCAGGGUGUUUUAUGUAAUGUUUUAAGGUAAAAUAAAGCCUAGAACUCUAGCUAAUUAGAGUAAGCAGACUCUUUGAAUCUGUUUAGCUGUGAAAAAUGAGUUGCCUCUGAAAAACUGGUUUGUUCCUUUUGUACAAUGUACACAGGAACAGAGUGUGUCUCCAUCUGCUUAUUUCCCAGUAAGUCCCAGAAUUCAGGGAGAUCCCCAAAUAACACAAAGGGAAGCUCUCCAUUGUGGAACCUUCUACCAGCUUCAGAGAUCAUGCCCUCUUUCAGCAACUACACUGAAGUGUUCUUAUCACAGGGCUUCUUCCCAGUCAACUCCUUCCUCUUCCCUUCUUAAUUUAUGUCUCCUAGAUGAACUAUUAAGAGAACACUCUACUCUUUCCCAUCCUGCCAUGCCUCCCCAUCCCCCCACCCAUGAAGAUGGGAAAAAGGUAGAAAAGGAGACGGAGAUCUGCUGCUGAGUGACAAGACAAUGCAAGGGGUAACAGAAUGAAAAAAAAAACCAACAACUGAGAAUCACUAGAUCAAGACAGACUCGUUUUAACAAAAAGAAAGCACACUCUAAAGAGUCGCUGGCCUUAUGCUUAAUUCUAAAGGGGACUAAGACACAAGGUGACCUAAACAGGACCAGAAGCAAUGAAAGAAGGUGAUGCUCUCAGCUAAGAACUCUACAUUACCUUUGUUGCUGGAAAGAAUGAAACUGGUUGUGCAUGUUCCUAAGAUUACAACUGAAGUAAAAAGCCUCCAAAGGCUUUAUUUACAUGCUCAUGUUUUCAACAAGAACAGAACUGUAUUUGAAUGUAAUUUGGUCUAUUUUCCCCAGGUUAGUAGUCUUCUAGGAUUCUGGUUUGAUCAAAGUUUUCUUCUCCAGCUGUGAGAAAAAAAAUACAUAAAAUAAACAUAAUUCUCCGUGUUUUAAAAGGAGAAAAGAUAAGAUAAAAAGAACUUUAAAAAACAAACAUUUAGCCUCCUAGAUUAUGUUAACUCCUGCACUUUGCUAUGGAGAAUCAAAAUAAGUGUGUUUUGAUCGAUUUGGUUUAAAAUUUUUUCCCCUCAUAUCUACACACAUAGGGGAACUCACAUGUCACAUGUCACUCUCUAGAAUGAGUGAAACUAUAAUAUGGUAUGUUUGGUAGAAAUCUGAAAAGGCCACAUAUCUUGCUCUAAGUGUGCCACAUGUCUAAAAUAUCCACCAUUAGGGAUGCCUGGGUGGCUCAGUUGGUUAAGUAUACAAUUUCAGCUCAGGUCAUGAUCUCGGGGUCCAUGAGUUUGAGCCCCACGUCGGGCUCUGUGCUGGCAGCUCGGAUCCUGGAGCCUGCUUCAGAUUCUGUGUCUCCCUUUCUCUCUGGCCCUCCCCUACUUGUGCUCUCUCUCUCUCAAAAAUAAAUAAACAUUAAAAAAAUUAAAAUAAAUAAAAUAAAAUAU
Acinonyx jubatus (cheetah) is the source of this 8770-nucleotide messenger RNA. RefSeq names its product glycogen synthase 2 (gene GYS2). Gene Ontology annotation, cellular component: cytoplasm. Gene Ontology annotation, biological process: glycogen biosynthetic process. The record is from RefSeq and is a predicted model, not a curated record. The transcript has 16 exons. The coding region runs from base 174 to 2282 and encodes 702 amino acids. NCBI's taxonomy places the organism in Eukaryota, Metazoa, Chordata, Mammalia, Carnivora, Felidae. Gene Ontology annotation, molecular function: alpha-1,4-glucan glucosyltransferase (UDP-glucose donor) activity.